CUGGAAAGCAGCGACCUCGUGGACGCGCAGCUCGAGAAUAUGGAAAUCAAGGGCGAAUACUUGCGUUGGCGCCAAGCGGAGCGGGAAGCGGAUGUGGCGGCGGGCAAGGGCGUGGCGGAGGAAAUUGUCACUCAUAUUGUUCAAGAACACGGUUCUGGAACUGAAAAUAAGAAACCUGUCGGUAGAACGACCACAGGGAAUGAAGACAUCAGAAUGGAUGUCCAAGUCGUGCAACAAGAAGCGGCCCCAGCUGCCACCGCGUCCCAUGCGCGAUAUGCGGACAAGGGGAUCUCGGCCGCCACGGGCGCGGGCGAGCAUUUCCGGUUCGAGGCACCGCUUCUCUCGGGGGAGUUUGCGGUGACGCGGUUCGUCUUAUCGAAAGGAAAAAUCCCCCCUCAACAAAACUUGUGUUGCUGUAUUUGAGUACACAAAUCGACUUGUAUUGCUAGAAGGCCAAGAGACGCAGCUGCUCCCUCGUUUGGAGGCAAUUUGUCACGCUGUUUCCCGUUUCCAGUUGCUUUCUGUCAUGCUGAAGGCGCAAGGCGUUCCUGCGCCAGCCAGCACUACAGUCCGCAUCUCUUCCCUUCUAGCAUCACAAAGCUGAUUUGCGACCACAAAUCUGCAUCACAGAUUUCCGCUUUGAUAUGGGGAGGGGGCAUUUUUCAUUGUAAUACGUCUACGGCAUGGGCGAAAACCGUUCCCCCCUUUCCGGAAUGUUUUUUCGUCAGUUGUUUUUUCGGGUGGAAAUCAAGCGCGACCCCACAUACUAUCUCUACAAGGGCGUGCUGCCCAUGCUGCUGGUCUUCUGUGUCAGUCUCAUCGGCACGGUGGGCCUCAACUCGAAGGACUUUGCGGGUGACAAACUCAGCGGGCUGCUGGCAGCCAUUCUCACCCUGUUCGCCAUCCAGUGGACCAUUGCGGACCGCCUGCCCCGGCUGCCGUUUCUCACCGAGCUGGACCGGGUGUCAAUGAGCUGCGGCACCGGGCUUUUGUUGCUCGUGCUUGGCGUUGCGGUCUCGCAUCAGGUGGCGUUGAAUUUUGACGACGAGGCUGAUCCCGAUAGCGAAAGCGACUCGAGGACGAUCGCUGGGACUUCCGCGACAAAUUCCCCUGCAACGACGAGUACAACCAGCAUAAAAUCUUCUUCCGCCAGCGAGCGACUUCUGGCACCCUCUUCGCUGAUCAGUUUCGGAUGUGGCGCGGUUUCCCUCCUGUGGGUCGGCCUGGGGCUGCUCAGGAGCUGGCGCGCGGCCGUACGGGCCAGGAGGUCCUCUGGUAGUACCACAACCUCAGCCGCGACGAGCGCAGGUGACCGUGCUGGGGAGUCAAGCAGGCAUACGCAAACAGGGCCAAGCGAUGUUGUUCCCAGAACAUUAGAGGAUGUUGAUCAAGUUCAAGCCGACUACGUUGUCAACGCGAACUGCAAGUCAGACCGCUGGAAGAAGCCGCCGUUCAUGCAGGGCAAGCUUGUUAUCACACACAAAAUUUUCAAUAUUGUUGUAUGCAGCGUGGAUAAAUUGUAACGUUUACGUUUUCCAAUUCCAAUGUCUCAACAUCUGUCAUGCAAAAACAGACGGGCAACAAAUUCUCUCCUCCGCGAGCCGAUGAAUUCUCAUCUAGUGGCAUUUUCAUUGCGCCAUCAAUAGUCAUGAUCGAGAUUCCACUAUGAAAUGAUCGCGCACGACGCACGCGCACCAGCAAUGUUUGUUUAUUGUGCGAUACUCGUGCGGGCACUGAAGUACGACGUGGUUCUUCCAGGGAUCGGCCCUAUCACUUUUCUCAGUCGCCCGCUGGCGCUGUACGAAGCGACUUCCGAGGAGGAUUUCGAACGCAAGGUCGGCCGCGAAAUUGAGCUCGAGGAGUUCGAUCCGGCGGGGAAAAUUAUGGGCAUAGAGUGGUGACAGUAGAACAGCUGGCGGAAAGCAGCUCUCCAUGUUGAGGUGUGAGCAUCAUUAUCUAUCACCCAAAGAAAGUAGAGUGCGCUGAAAGCACCGGCUCGUCUACCCACAUUGAUUCUGCUGCGCAUGAAAAUUGAUGAUGUCAGUUUUCACUUGAUGAUUUUGAUUCCGCUGGCUUCUUGGCAACGAGGAUCUUGAUUGGCUCGAACAGAUCAACGGCAAUAGCAGAGCUGUUUUCUAGUAAGUAUCUUUCAUUCUCGAGAUUGCAAGAAUGUUCAAACAGCACUUGCUUUCGUGCGAGCGUUGCUUCCUAUGCAAAGAGGCCGCGACGACCGAGACCGUCGUGAGUCGUUUGAUUCUCUCAUCCAACUACAUGUCUUAUCCGACAUGUUGCGCCUUGUCUAGUGCACUUCCUCGCUUCAG
Amoebophrya sp. A120 is the source of this 2321-nucleotide messenger RNA. Lineage: Eukaryota; Dinophyceae; Syndiniales; Amoebophryaceae. The record is from the annotation of a GenBank genome assembly.